Molecule: messenger RNA, 1048 nt
Organism: Drosophila eugracilis
Lineage: Eukaryota; Metazoa; Arthropoda; Insecta; Diptera; Drosophilidae
Product: PI-PLC X domain-containing protein 2
Exons: 2
Coding region: 92-1048 (318 amino acids)
Biological process (GO): lipid metabolic process
Molecular function (GO): phosphoric diester hydrolase activity
Source: RefSeq, a predicted model, not a curated record
UAGCCACUGGAAUAUUGGCCAGUAUCAACAGAACUUUAACGGUAAACGGCUUUAUUAUCAAUUCUUAACUUUAAAAAGAAAAUAGAUCACCAUGUCCAAGGAACAUUGGAUGCGGGAUCUGCCAAGCGGAUUGCGCGAACUGUCAAUCAUCAAUUUAGCUAUUCCAGGUUCACACAACUCAAUGACAUAUGGCAUAAAUAGCAAGUCCAAACUAUCGCCCGAUGCAGAAACUUCCAUAAGACGAUGGCAUCGGUUCUUUCCCUGCUUCGUCCGCCGUUGGAGCAAAACACAAAAUUUCGGGGCGUUGGAACAACUGCAACUGGGAGUGCGAUACUUUGAUCUGAGGAUAGCCCAGAAAGAUGAUAAGUUUUACUAUUGCCAUGGGCUCUUUUCCAUGGAGAUUUUCGAACCACUUCUGGAGAUCCGUCAGUUUGUAGAUUCGCAUCCAGAGGAGGUUGUCAUCCUGGACCUGCAGCAUUUCUACGCACUCACAGUGGGCCAUCAUCAGCAGCUGCACAAGGAUCUGAUCCAGUUUUUCGGCCAUCGACUGUACUCCACUGCCGAUGGACCUCUCAGGGAAUGUACUCUCCGACGAUGUCUAGAGAUGCAACAUAAUGUUGUAAUCAUUUAUAGAAGGUGUCCCAUUCCACUUCCUCUAAGAUUUUGGCCAAGUUAUGCUUGGCCCACACCGUGGCCAAAUAAAGCGAGCGUGAAGAAGCUUCAAUCGUUUUUGGAAGACUCUCUAUUGUCGAGACAACCUGAGCAGGGAUAUGUCUCUCAGUGCCUUAUCACUCCCACUGGACGCUAUAUUGCCUUCCGACUUUUCUUCACCCUGAAAAGCACAGCCAAACGGGUGGAUAAAAAGCUACAGCCUUGGAUUCAGGAGCAGAUUCCAGGUCCCUUUGAGGCAAAGGAGGAGCCUAAGGUUAAUGUGUUCCUUGCCGAUUUCGUAGAACUUAAGGAUGGGCAGUUUUGUGAUUGGGUAGUUGAGCUAAACACAAAAUUGGAGAAUCAAAUGGCUGAGGAUGAGGUACCAGAGUCUACUUGA